AUGUUGAUGCGCAUGUAUUUAUUCCAAAAGAAGAUCUGUUUAGAUGUUGGUGUGGAAGACCUUGCCCAGGGCAUAGUACACCCAACCAGUGCUCUGCUUGAUUCAGGCACUAACAGCAUCUUCAUUGAUCAGGUCUGGGCAGAGCAAGUUGGACUCCCCCUUGUAAAAUUAGAUAUGUCUAUUCCCAUUUAUAAUGUUGAUGGGAAGAUUAACUUAACCUUAGGCUGGACCUGGCUAUUUAAACACAAUCCUGAGAUCAACUGGCAGACAGGGGCUAUCACAUUGUCACAUUGCCCUCAGGAGUGUGAUGACUUGGGUAAGCCAAGUCACGUCUGUCAAACUGAGCUUGAUGAAAGGAUAAACACUGGUCACAUUUAUGCCAAACUCAGAUCUUUGGAUAAGAUUGACAAUGACAAUGACGAGGUGAAACCUGAGGAAGAGAUUAAGAGGCUGGUACCUCCAGAGUACCAUGACUUCUGGAAAGUCUUUUCUAAACACAAAUCAGAGCGCUUCCCAGAGGCUAAGCCUUGGGUGUUACGAUUUCUAUUGGACAUUUAA
Serpula lacrymans var. lacrymans S7.9 is the source of this 558-nucleotide messenger RNA. RefSeq lists its product as uncharacterized. The record is from RefSeq and is a predicted model, not a curated record. The transcript has 2 exons. The coding region runs from base 1 to 558 and encodes 185 amino acids. NCBI's taxonomy places the organism in Eukaryota, Fungi, Basidiomycota, Agaricomycetes, Boletales, Serpulaceae.